AGCAAAUUUGGAUCAUCUCCUCCUUCUCAAUCUUUUCGCCUCUCGUUGAAUUCCCAAUUCUGAUCAACCCUAAUUGCCCAUGGGAGAACCUCAUCGGUUCUCUGAUUAUCUCGCACUUGGAGACGGUGCAGUUGCUGACAUUUUGUUGUGGAGGAAACGUAAUCAGAGCGUUCUUGUUCUCGUUUCUUCUACAUUUCUAUGGCUUCUAUUCGUAAAGGGCGGAUACGAUUUGCUUUCAUUCUUAUUGAAUGUUUUGUUCUCACUCGUCAUAAUCCUGUUUUUUUGGGCUAAAUCUGCAGCACUUCUCAAUAGACCUUUGCCACCUCUCCCUGAUCUUGAGGUUACUGAAGAAAUGGCUGAGAAGGCUGCUGAUGAGAUGUGUGUCUGCAUAAAUCGUGCAAUGUCAAUGGCACGCGCCAUUGCAAUUGGCGGAGAUUUGAAACUCUUUUGGCAGCUUGCUCUAGGAUUGUGGUUUAUCUCCUACAUAGGCAGCUUAUUCAGCUUUGUUACACUGCUUUACAUCGGGGUCCUACUUUGUUUCACGCUGCCUCUGUUGUAUGAUAAGCACCAAGCUCUGAUAGAUGAGAAGCUAUAUGCAAUACAGAGAAUAGCUCAGAUGCAGUACCGCUUAAUUGACGAGCAUGUACUUGGCAAGACGCCAUCAACAUGAUGAGAAGAAGACCCGGUAGACUCAUUGUAAUGUUUCCUAUGUCUCUCAGUGCCAUUUGGUGAUUGCUUGACAUUUAGUCUCGAAGGCCAGACGAGGAAGCCUGCUCGCUUCAGCCAGAUAUGUCGAUUUCUGGAUAUGUUUACGCUAAUGAGGUUGAGUAGUUUUGGUUUUGUAGCUUCUCAUUCAAAGGAUUGGGUUGUGCAGGAUAACCACUCAGGAAUAGUUCAAUAGAUGAUGGUAUGAAACAUGCCGGUAACUAACAUUAGUACAUAAGUCAUGAAUACUCGUUGUAUUGUGAUUGAGACGACGCUUUGCUAUUUAGUCCUAUAGAAGAAGCCCUACAUGAACUAAAAUUUGAAAUUGUUUCACCAUUUUGAUUGUCC
Salvia hispanica is the source of this 1053-nucleotide messenger RNA. Its product is annotated as reticulon-like protein B11. NCBI's taxonomy places the organism in Eukaryota, Viridiplantae, Streptophyta, Magnoliopsida, Lamiales, Lamiaceae. Gene Ontology annotation, biological process: response to bacterium. The record is from RefSeq and is a predicted model, not a curated record.